Fundulus heteroclitus (mummichog) is the source of this 5074-nucleotide messenger RNA. It is a transcript of the gene mtus1a, whose product is annotated as microtubule associated tumor suppressor 1a. Gene Ontology annotation, molecular function: microtubule binding. Bases 386 to 4258 code for a protein of 1290 amino acids. The transcript is spliced from 16 exons. The record is from RefSeq and is a predicted model, not a curated record. Gene Ontology annotation, cellular component: nucleus; cytoplasm. NCBI's taxonomy places the organism in Eukaryota, Metazoa, Chordata, Actinopteri, Cyprinodontiformes, Fundulidae.
CCCAGUUCUUAGCUGGACCUUGGCACGUGUUGUACAGCCAGAGCGUGGAGCAGCGAACCUCCUCAUGAUGUCUCGCACUGGAGCUGUUGACCCACAGCCUGCUGCAGACGCUGCAUGGAGAGAGGCACAUCGCUGAGGUGGGGGAAAAAGAGCUGAACUAAAGUCUGCACAGGGGCCACGUUCAUUCAGCCUUUGUUGCUGUUGAUGCACGGCUGAUUUUGAAACCCGAGGAAGGAGAACCGGUGGGAUGAGAGCUGACUUGCACUGACGUCUGCCCAGUUUGAUGGCUUUAAUGCUUGGGAAGGAAAACGAGGAUGGUUGACUCUCCUGAAACAAAAUAAAACGUAAUUGCGAAGAUAUUAUCAUCCUCCAUCCAUAUCACUGAAUGGAGAGGGGCCUUAUGGAUUCUCAAGGCAAUCAGGCUUGCUCAACAAAUAUGAUGGAUUACAGCGCCGUCAGUGGAAGGAGAUUUUCCUCUGAACUUGAAUCGCAUCGCGACUCUGAAAUGGCUGAGCCAUUUAAUUUACCAAGUGUCCCCUUUAAGCGCGCCGCCCUCACCCCACAGGGAGACAGACGCUUUCCUGCAUCACCCGACUCCGACGGUACGUCCAGCCAGAGUGAAAGAGAAGCCAGAGGCUCGCCUUACAUCAACACAGACCACGGCCUAAAUGAACAAUCCUCCGUGGGUAGCAGCCACACUUCUGCUGCACAGCAGGAUCUUGUCACUGUUCUAACUUCAGACAUGAAUGCAGCUUUUAUCGUAACACCUGUAAAUGGAAGUCAGAAGUCCUGGAACAAAAGCGUGAGCUGCGCUCAUAAUAGACAAACUGGAUCUGAGACGUUUAAGAGAUUUCUCAAGCGCAAAGAAGACGAUGGUAGAAAUGAAAUGGUCUCUUCAGAAUCGGCCGGACGAGAAGGCGAGCUGAGCUCAAGUGACCUGUCCUGUAGAGGAUCCAGUGGGAAUGAAUGCAUCUCCGUAAGCUCCGGAGAAAUGGUGAUAAGAAGUCACAGUUUUUGUCUGGAGGAACAAUCCCUCACAGCCCUCUCCUCGCUGGAGGAUUCCAGCAUUUCUCCUGCCGCAAGCUGCGUGCCCUCAGAAUCCAACCUGUUGUCAGCAACUCUGCCGGACGUCUGCAAAACCUCCACAGAGAGGAGGACCAAGCAGAGCAUGGGCCAUCGUAGUCUGGGUGAGACUUUCACUCUGGAAAAAAGCACGGAGAAGCUCGCUGAGGAAGAUGACGCUGCAGCACUCAGCCCUCUGGUUCCACUGCCAAGUGAAAGUGAAGGAGGUCUUUUCAUGACCUUUAUCUGCGAGUCGCCUACGGAUCAGACGCAACAGGCCGAGUGUUGUGGUGCCGAAGCAGAGCCUCGGGGUUCAGAAGGGCUUACCCCAGAACUCGGCAAAACCUUCAUGUCCACUAUUUCAGAAAUGCUGGACAGCGAUGAUGACGUUCAUACGUCCACUCCAGUGCAAAGCGCCGGGAGCAACAUGCCGAAGCUCUCCUACGUCUCUCCUUGCAUUGAAAACGCUAACAAUCCAGGUCUCCAGCUGGCGAAAAAGCAGCAAACAUCUGCCUCUUCUAAAGGCCGUCCCGUCGCAGGUGUUACACCUUCACUGUGCAAAGUCAAGAAAGCAGAUUCACAGAAGGCUCCCAAAUCGGACGUCGGUACUGCGAGAGCUAAAGUCUUAACUAGAAUGUCGCAGCAAGCAGCCACGCCAGGCGCUGCUAAACCACAGAAGCCCCCGCAGGUUAAUAAAAGCGCUUUUAGGACCACUCCUGCAAGGGUUAUGAGCAGAAAUCCGGGUGUUUGUGCUAUCUCUAAACCAUCUGUUCCUAACGGACAGGCUAACGAAAGAGCUGCUCCUCCAGGAGUCACUGUGAAACAGCUAAGUGGGCCGGAUGCAGCGUCUUCACACGACCCCCGCCCAGCUGUCAAAGAGCACGCUCCAACGGUCCAGAGCAGCAAAAGCAGCUUCCGCGGGACGCAAGCAUCCGUCGGCCAAGUGUCAGAGGCAUCGGCACAACACGCUGCCAGCCUGAGCUGUGCUUCACGUGCGGAGAAAUCCCCCGCCAGAAGUGGCCGAGUGGAUCCCAAACCCACACCCAGGAGGGAUGUCCCGAGCAAAACCGGCUUCAGUUCAGGCUCAGCUUCAGGCCAAGACAGGCCUAAUGUCAGCAGGACGCGUUCUCGCUGUUUCUCUGAGAGCACGUCAAUAUCUAGGCCACCCAAGGAGAAGAAAGCAGGUCAGUGGGUCACAGCGAGUUUCACCGCUCCUCGAGAUGAUGGCGUCAGGAGUUCAGCCAGAGCAGGCUCUUCUCAACAUAAACACGUCGAAGAGGCGAGCAGUCCUGCUGACUCCUCAAGAGGAGCAAAGAAGAUCAGUCUGGUGGCAGAGCCCAGCAGAUCGACCACAGCAGGAGCCGCACUGAACAACAGUAAAGGUAGAGCUGAAGGCCAGGCCUCGCCCAGACCAGGGAGAGGAGCAGCGCUGACCCAGCCUCCAGCGGCCAGACCAAGCCUUCUGCCAGGCAGGCAGAUACAGGGAGCGCUGCAAAGGGCUGUCAGCAGGAUCUCAAGAACUGUUGGCAAUGCCCAAAGGAAUAUAAAGAGUGAAGUUGCAUCACCAGGCAGUCACAGAGCCCAGGCCACAGAGGAACCAUCCGUAGGCAUGAAGCUUCAGCAAAAUGCAUCCAAGGCUCCUCAAACUCCCAGUCGCCCCUCUCUUAUGGGCCCGCCCUUAACUCCUGCUGUUAAACUACCAAGGAAGUUCCCGGGUCUGUGUCAGGACUCUAAGGGUGCAUCAGGAUCACCAUGUUUUCAUCUGGACCAGCAGGUCUCUGGCGGAGCGCUACAGAAGCCAACGGUGCUUAAAUCCUUUGUCCUGAAAGCAAGACUCCUUUCAACCUCGGCAAAAAACAGCGGAUCAGCUGUGACUACAGCAUGCAGGUCUGCAGCUUCCACAAGCAACGGAUCUUCAGCUUCUGCUGUCAGUCCGCUAAAGAAGACUAAUUACGGAAAACCUGUUGCCCAAACGCCUGCUGUGGACAGGAGCAAACCCAAGACCAGCUCUAGGCAACCUCAGCAGCAAUACCCCCACCCAGCGAAGGGUGCUGGGUCUCAGACUGUGGCACAGGGUAGUGUCCUACAGGAUGAGAGGAGAGACCAGAACAUCCAGCAGCUCAAAGAGCUCCUCACAGCCAGCAACCGCAGGUUUCAGGCACUCGCCGUCGUUUUGCAGCAAACUUUGGCAGAGCGUGAUGAAGCCACCAGGCAGUGUGGAAAGCUGUCUGAGGAACUGGUCAGCCUUAAAGGAGAGCUGGCUUGUUCUGUCCACUCGUCUGAGUGCCUGCAAAGGGAAAAGGAAGAAUUACGCGCUGCUCUGCAGGAUGCAACGCGGACACUGCAGGAAGAGCACCAGAAGGAGCUGGCUGAGCUGGAGCAGAGGCUGCAGGCUGUCUACAAGGCUGAAUGCGACAGCGUUCUCCUCUCCUAUAAGGAGGAGGCCAAAAAGUACAAGACUGUCAUGCAGCAGCAGAUGGAAGACCUGAAAGCAGAUCAUGAGGCCUUGAAGCUGCAACUAGAGAGCAGCCAUGCAGAAGAGCUGCAGUCUGUUAGACAGCAGUAUGAGAUGUCUAUGGAAGAACUCAGGAAAGUCCACACUCAGGAGAUGCUGUCUUUUGAGCAGGCCCUAAAAGAUGCAGAAGCUGCAGUUUCUGCACAGAUUCAGGAGCUGACUGUAGAGAAUAAUGUCCUGUUAGAGAAACUAGCGGCAGAGGAGAGCAGGAGGAGAGAACUGGGUGAAAACACUCAGAAGGACUCUCACACUCUGUAUCUGGAGAAGGAGCUGGAGAGUCUCAAAGUAGUGCUGGAUCUGAAAAACAAACAGCUUCACCAGCAGGAGAAGAAACUGCUGGAGAUUGGCAAACUGACGGAGAGAAAUGUGAAGUUGGAUGAAUUCCUCAUAAAGGUCCAGCAAGAGAAUGAGGACCUGAAAGCCCGAAUGGAAAGGCACGCCGCGCUGUCGAGGCAGCUGUCCACGGAGCAGGCCGUGCUGCAGGAGUCCCUCCAGAAGGAGUCCAAGGUCAACAAGCGGCUGUCUAUGGAGAACGAGGAGCUGCUCUGGAAGCUCCAUAACGGAGACCUGAGUAGCCCCCGCAGGGUGUCCCCUGGCCCUACCUCACCCUCCCACCCCUUCAAGCUGCAGUCCCCCCGCAGCUCCGUCGUCUUCUCCAGCCCACCCGUCUCCCCCAGAUAACAGAGGGCCGCUGCUUCCAGGAAGCAAAGCUUAUAGUUUAGCAGUGGUUGGAUCCUGUUCCUGUUACACUUUGAACUGGCUCCUCCAGGACUGACACUGUAAUUUAAAAAAAGUUGUUGCACAGAAGCACUUAAUGCCACCUUGUUCUUUGCCUUUGGCGGCUGAUCUGACGGACGGAGGGGAGAGAAUCUCAGGUCGUCCAUGUAUUGACUUGCUCUUUUUGUUGUUUGACGUCGCCGGAGGCUCGUCUUCCCUGAAGCUCAGCACAAGCUCGCACACGGUACAUGCAUGUGUACACACAUGCAGAUCUAGCCUUGCAGUGUUAAAGAGGCCUUCUUGUGGUUCUGGGCUCCACCGCCAUGGAAAGUCUGAUUCCAGGAUAGUGUUAGGGUGUUUAUAGUUAUCCAGAAUAUCUCCGGAAUCUGGGAUUGUUUUGUUUGGACUCCUUUUCUCACAAGGGUAGCAGUCAGUCUUUAGUUUCAUACGCCGGCCUUCCACGCCUAAUUCCUUGAGGUUAUUUCGGUUUAACCUCCAUUUUAAAGAGCCAAUGGUCCUUAAUAUUUGUGCUUUGAUUGACCAGGGGACCAAUCCAAGUCUUUGUUCAUCCGUUUGAGUCUUGUCUGUCACCUCCUAACGGAAGAUUCCUCAUACAGCUUUAAAGUCAGGCUCCUGUUUUUGUGUUUACAGAAACAGCUUUGCUUGUACUCAUCAGGGAGCGCAGAUGUUUGAAAGGUCUGAAUAUUUUGUGUGGCAAUUUCACAGAUGUGUUGACCCUGUUUUGAAAUAUGCAAUUAAUAAAGUCUUGUAUUAAACUUG